This is a messenger RNA of Danio rerio (zebrafish), 1491 nucleotides long. It is a transcript of the gene scn4bb, whose product is annotated as sodium channel, voltage-gated, type IV, beta b. Gene Ontology annotation, cellular component: membrane. The record is from RefSeq and is marked provisional. Lineage: Eukaryota; Metazoa; Chordata; Actinopteri; Cypriniformes; Danionidae.
AGUGCUUCAAUGCUCUUCAGUUGUGUUUUACCGGCGGCUGGACUGCGUGUGUGUCUCUCACAAGGUGCGUCGGUGAGAGUGUGUGUGUGUCUGUGUGCAUGGCAGAGGGUGUUUGUUUGUGUGUCUGAGCAGGCUUGGGACCAAAGCACUGCGGAUUUGUGUACGGCAUAUUCUGCGGACUGGUGCCCUCUGCUUCUCCGGACAGGACACACAGAUUUACCUGCUCAACAGAGGUCAGAGGGCAAACGAAUAACCCAAAUAACUGAGUUAUAUGGAGUUCUGAAAUUUUAUCUUCACCGCUGAGCAGAUUCUUGAUCUUCCAGACCUCUGAGACCUGGACAGGCCUUUGACAGGAGGAGUCUUAUGCUUGAUGUAAAAAAAAACUGUAAGCACAGUUUGAUCUAGUACGCUCUGCCAAGAAGAAGUCAGGAGUCUUUGCCACCCACGCAGCAUCUUCGGGAACAAAGACUUCUGGGAAACUACCGAGAACUGCUGAGAAGGGCUGGUGGACACAGCAAAAGGAAAGGGGAAGAAAGUGAAGAGCAGGAUGGUGUCACGGAGCGGAGGGCGUCUAAGAGGAGGAGGAAGUAGAGGAGCUCCCUCAGAAGGAAGUGUGCCCUGUCUUCUGCUGGCACUCAUCAUUGGUGUGUGUUGUGUUCAUGCUUUGGAAAUGAACACAGGCAAGGUGCCUUUCUUGGAAGCGGUAAAUGGCAGCACAGUCCUUCUGCCCUGCACCUAUGCCAGCUGUAUUGGGAUCACCAACCUAUACUUCAAAUGGGAGUUCAAUGACAAUGGCACCAUGCAGAAGGUGGCAGAUUCUGUGAUUCCAACUGAUCAUAUGGAGCCAAACAAGGUGCAAAUUUACCGUGAGCGGGUGGAGUAUGUUGGCUCCAGUAAAGAAAAUAACAUCUCUAUCCUGCUUUGGAAUGUCACAUUCGAGGACGCAGGCGUCUACACCUGCUUCGGCAAAAACCCCAAAGAGAAGGGCAGGAAUCACAGCGCCUUUUUCACUCUCUAUGUAGUAGAGGAACUAAAGGUGGUCGAUAACACGCUCACCAUCAUCAUCGCCUCCUGUGUUGGCGGAUUCAUCGCUUUUCUAAUGACCUUCAUGCUGCUAAAGAACUUAACCCUGUUCAUUCUCGCAAAGAUGGAGGAAAAAAAUAAGGAGUGCCUUGUCACCUCCUCAGGGAUUGAUAACACAGAGAACGGUCUGUCGGGCUCCAAAUCUACACCAAAGAAAGCAUGACAACGUGCAACCAAACACAAUCACACAUGCACGUGAAUACAUGGAUCAGCCAUCAUGCUGUGCUCUUGCUGUUCAUUCACAUCCGUGUUUAGAAACACUAUAUGCUUCAGUUUUCAUGAGCAAUUAUAGUAUGAAGCUAACUUUAAAAAAUGUCCAUUCGAACAUUUCAAUACUGUUCACACGGCUCAUUUUAAACAUAUGCAAACACGGAUAUGAAUGAAAAAAGGGCAUUAUGUAUUUCUGCA